Messenger RNA from Saxophila tyrrhenica, 1050 nucleotides. RefSeq lists its product as uncharacterized. Gene Ontology annotation, biological process: proteolysis. Lineage: Eukaryota; Fungi; Ascomycota; Dothideomycetes; Mycosphaerellales; Extremaceae. Bases 1 to 1050 code for a protein of 349 amino acids. Gene Ontology annotation, molecular function: cysteine-type endopeptidase activity. The record is from RefSeq and is a predicted model, not a curated record. The transcript has 2 exons.
AUGGGCUCCAAAGACGACAAUGAUCGCGACGUGAGUGGCGCUCGCCGUGCUGUCAAGGGCGAUGCUGGACUUGCGAACCCGCCUCCGCCAGUCGGGAAGCAGAAGAAGAAGUCUUUGCUCAUCGGCAUCAACUACGUCGGCUCUAAGCAUGCUCUUGCUGGUUGUCAGCAGGACGUGGAGAACAUCCACGAAUUCCUCACCUCCCAAGGCUAUCCCACCGACCAAAAGAGCCAAGUCAUCAUGCGCGACGACGAGCACACCGACCGCAACGGCCGCUUCUGGCCCACCGGCGCCAACAUUCUCGCCGCCAUGCAAUGGCUCGUCUCCGAACCCGGCACCUGCAACUUCCUCCACUACUCCGGCCACGGUGGCCAAAUCGCCGACACCGACGGCAACCGCGUCAGCGGCUUCGACAGCACUAUAGUCCCCUACGACUACGAGAGCAAAGGCCAGAUCCCCUCCGGCAUCCUGCACAAGACGCUCGUCAGCCAUCUUCCCCCGAAGUCCACCCUCUUCAUGAUCUUCGACUGCUGCCACUCCGGCUCCGCCGCCGAGCUGCCCUACAUCUACCGCGCCGACGAAGACGGCAACAUCAGCAUGAUGGACAACCUGAAAGCCGGCAUGCGUCUCGUCGGCGCCGCCAACAACCUCAUCCAAGGCGGCUUCUCCGCUGCUGCCGUCCCUGAAGCCCGCAACUUGCUCGCCGGCGCGCAGAGUUUCUUCAAGGGGAUGUCGCAUCAAGGCGGCGAAGACGAGGAUGGCCUCGCAGCGCAGGACUUCGCGGAGCAGUAUGAGCAUGAGAAGAAGAAGAAUGUGUGGAUGUACAGCGGUUGUGAGGACGACCAGACGAGCGCGGAUGCGACGAUCAAGGGCAGUCAUGUGGGCGCGAUGAGCUAUGCUUUCUUGGAGACGAUGAAGAAGCAUGGGCCGAAGCAGAGUUAUAUUGAUGUCUUGGCGAACACGCGGGCGGUGUUGCAGGGCAAGUAUACGCAGGUGCCGCAGUUGAGUGUUGGGUAUGAGCAGGAUUUGAAUUAUGAGAUUCAUAUAUGA